Messenger RNA from Trichomonas vaginalis G3, 1278 nucleotides. Its product is annotated as lipid transport. NCBI's taxonomy places the organism in Eukaryota, Parabasalia, Trichomonadida, Trichomonadidae. Gene Ontology annotation, molecular function: sterol binding. Gene Ontology annotation, cellular component: intracellular membrane-bounded organelle; membrane; cytosol. The record is from RefSeq and is a predicted model, not a curated record. The transcript has a single exon. Bases 1 to 1278 code for a protein of 425 amino acids.
AUGGUUGAAGAGUCCAGAAUUGAAGAGCUAGACAAAAUAGAUGAUCAAGAUUUUAGUGAAGAGAUUCCUAAAAGUGAAGGGAGCAUUGUUCGAUUCUUACUUAGCCAACUUAGACCAGGAAUGUCAUUGGCAAAAGUAACCUUGCCUACGUUUAUUCUUGAGACUCGCUCUACAAUACAAAGACUAACAGACUGGAUGUCUCAUGCAGACAUUUUGCGGAAGGUGGCUUUAGAAGAUGAUCCAGUAAUGCGAUGUUUUCAUCUAUGCACAUGGAUCGUAUCCGGAUUUCAUAUGGCUCCUCGCUUACCAAAGAAACCAUACAAUUCCCUUCUCGGUGAAGUAUUUCGUGCUUCUUUAUUAAAUCCUGAUGGAACUUGUGGGGGAACAUAUGAAGCUGAACAAGUUUCGCAUCACCCACCAAUCUCAGCAUUCUAUUUCAGUGACAGGAAAGGAAAUUCAGUUAUUUGGGGCCACUCAGAAAUGAGAUCUAAAUUUACCGGAAAUUCUUUAGCGGCAAUCAUGGAUAACGAAAAUACGAAAGUGAACUUCGAGUGCUUGUCUCGCCAUGAAACAUAUGAAUUUAACUUUCCGGACAUGUAUGGCCGUGGAGUUUUGAUCGGAACUCUUCGAAUGGAAAUUUGCGGUCAUGUACGUAUUAAGUGCCCUCAGACAGGAAUCACUGCACUAAUUAAAUUCAAAGAAAAACCAACUUUCCGUGGCAAAUAUAACGAAAUUAAAGGUUAUGUUUACGAACCAGGAAGGAAAUCGCCAAAGACAGUCAUAGAAUUCACUGGCAGAUGGUCCGCCUACGUAAAAGCUACAGAUUUACGAACGAAUAAGACGUGGCUUGCUUUUGACGUGAGAAAGAACAUUCCAUUACGCAUCAAGUAUCCCAAUUACACAGAACAAUGCCCAUACGAAUCCCAAUUUCUCUGGCAGAACGUCACUCGCUACUUAUUAAUGAAAGAUACGAAAAAUGCUACAGAACACAAACUUGCUCUCGAAGAUAAGCAGCGUGCCGAACGUAAAUAUUACGAAGAUAAUAAUAUUGAGUGGAAAUACCAGAGAUUUCAUUAUGACAAAGAAAAAGACAGAUUUAUUCCGAACAACUUGAAUCUUACUCCUUAUUCACCUGAUGAACCACAACAGGAAAUGUCUCCACCGUUCCACAUUCCAGAAUGUAUUCAACAGGCACAAGAUGCAGGUGCAUCAAAGCCUUUGCAAGAAAUAUUCAAGGAAACUCAGGAAAAAAUUGAUGCUGAAAGGCACAGACAUUAA